CCGUUAUUGAUUGCCUGUUAUUGACAAGCCAGGUGCUGGUCAACCGCCACCCAACCCAUCCCGAAGCCCGAUUCCCAUCAAUGAUCAUUGUUAGAGUGGGCGAAGAUGUCCGUGACGUAGCCUGCUGUAACGGUAGCGUUAGGCCGUUGAAAAACUAAAUAUCCGACUUAUUUUAGGGAAUAGAAAAAAUAAAUGGAUGGAUAGAUGGAUGUAAGAAGAGCCGAAGAGGCGUAAAUUUAGGGAUAAUGGUCGGCUGAAAGGGCCAACAAGAGGCAGAGACCACCAAAGAAAUUAUUAUAUAGAUAUUGAUGUUAUAUAUGAAAUGGCUGGCCAUUUACGAAGAUUCAUGUCUUUUUGAUCCAGAUUUUGCUUCUAUAUUUGAUCGAAUCUGUGCCAGUCAACCUCUAUAUGCAUUUCCUUUGCCAUUUUUCUUCCUUUGCGAUUCGAUCGCAAACCCAGUCAGUCGCCUCUCUGCCUCUGCCUCUCGUUUCAUCCGCGGUCAUCCUCUCCAAGUGUCCUUCCUUGUUGUGGUUAACGCGCUUCUUCUGCAUUUUUUAGAAACAGAACUAAAAGCAGAGGCUCUUCGUCCAACACCUAUUUCGCCACCCUGGCUAUCGAUAAUUUGGCAUUGGGGAAAAGGCAGAAAGCAGCGCUAAGCACCAACACGGAGGGGUUUGCGACGGAUCCGUUGGUAGAAAUAAAGGGCUCUGAGUGUUUGGUGGGACUGGAAUGCUUUCUGAACAUGGUCAGAGCCCUAGGGAUGGGGUCGUGUCUCUCGGGGGACGUGGCCAGCGCCCACGCACUCCCUUAUGCUCUGGCAGCAGCAGCAGCAGUGACGGCACCCACAUCUGCUUCAGAUGUGGGCUCCGACAACAAGAGCGGGAAUUUAAGGAAGAAGAUGAGGAGGGACACCUCCUUUGAUACCAAGCUGGAGAUGUGGCUGCAUAGAGUACCGGAGAGGUUGUUCUUGAAUGGCUCCAGUGAGGUUGCAUCGCUGUUUAGUAAGCAGGGCAAGAAGGGGAUCAACCAAGAUGCUAUGAUUGUUUGGGAGAACUUUGGUUCGAAGACAGACACAAUAUUUUGUGGUGUUUUCGAUGGCCAUGGUCCUGCUGGCCAUAUGGUUGCGAAGAAGGUGAGAAAUUGUCUUCCAUUGAAGUUGAGUGCUCAGUUGCAGCUAAAUAGUAUCCUUAAGGAUAAUAUCAGAAGUAACCAUUAUGAUAUUAGAAGUAAUGCCUUGGAAAGUGUAGCGUCUGAAGAAACUGCCCCCACAGCAACUGAUGAGGAAGCCAGGAAUUUUAAUUAUAAGGACAAUCACACUGAUAUUUUUAUGAUAAUGAGAGAAUCAUUUCUGAAGGCAUUUAAGGUUAUGGAUAAGGAACUGAAACUACAUCCUUCAAUUGAUUGCUAUUGCAGUGGGACAACAGCAGUUACACUGGUCAAGCAGAAACAGGAUCUUGUUAUUGCAAAUAUUGGGGACUCCAGAGCUGUAUUGGGUACCAGAGAUGAAAAUGGUUCUCUCAUUGCGGUUCAGUUGACUGUGGAUCUCAAACCAGAUCUUCCAAGGGAAGCAGAGAGGAUUAGACGACGUAAAGGACGGAUCUUUGCCCUUCAAAAUGAGCCCGAGGUUGCUAGAGUUUGGCUGCCCAACUAUAACUCCCCUGGCCUUGCAAUGGCUCGUGCUUUUGGAGAUUUUUGCCUUAAAGACUUUGGCUUGAUCUCUGUCCCUGAUAUUUCGUAUCGUCACUUGACAGGAAAGGAUGAAUUUGUAGUAUUGGCUACAGAUGGGGUUUGGGAUGUCCUUUCAAACAAAGAAGUUGUUGACAUAGUAGCAUCAGCCCCAGAGUCUGCUGCGGCUCGUGUGCUGGUUGAGGUAGCCGUUGCUGCUUGGAAGUUGAAGUUCCCGUAUGCCAAGGUUGAUGACUGUGCUGUAGUUUGCCUAUUCUUGGACUCAAAUUCAAACCAUUACUCUGCUUCCAAUUCCACGCAAUGAGACAGAGACGUCAGAGUACCAAUCUGACAUUGGAUAUAAGAAAUUAUUUUUCUGGACCAAUGGGCAUGGACCAUUCAGGUACCUGUAUAUUACCCCCAUUAGAGAUUUAUUUUUAUGAAUGGUGCUAGCGGGCCGACCAGCACUUACAGCUGGAUGAACUGAUAACACAAAUAUGAAGAUGGUUUUUUUUAUCA
This is a messenger RNA of Carya illinoinensis, 2184 nucleotides long. Its product is annotated as probable protein phosphatase 2C 33. Lineage: Eukaryota; Viridiplantae; Streptophyta; Magnoliopsida; Fagales; Juglandaceae. The coding region runs from base 743 to 1990 and encodes 415 amino acids. The record is from RefSeq and is a predicted model, not a curated record. The transcript has 6 exons. Gene Ontology annotation, biological process: protein dephosphorylation. Gene Ontology annotation, molecular function: protein serine/threonine phosphatase activity.